This is a messenger RNA of Thlaspi arvense, 500 nucleotides long. The record is from the annotation of a GenBank genome assembly. NCBI's taxonomy places the organism in Eukaryota, Viridiplantae, Streptophyta, Magnoliopsida, Brassicales, Brassicaceae.
GCCUCCAAUGUACAGACAAGAUAGCGCCGUUUGAUUUAACUUUAAUGGUAUCGGAUCUGUUGGAUGCCCACACUAAGCAAUCAAAUGAGCCCUUACUGCACCAAGUUUUAGCCCCUGAAGAUAUAAUCGGCCAGAUAAGCUCGUAUGGUGUUUCACCUGGGAUGGCCAAUAUUCCUCGUAGAGCGGUUAUAGGUUCUUGGACUCGCAGUGGGCUCUUCAAAAACCAUCAAGACAACACGAUGGCUCCAAUAGAGAUAAAGCUCUGGACUAAUCUUUGGAAAAUUCAGGCCCCUCUAAAACUCAAGCUUUUUCUAUGGAAAUCCUUAUCUGGAGCUCUUGUGGUUAAAGAGAGACUGCAAUCAAGGAAUAUAUUGAUUGAUGGAACAUGUAGUACCUGUGGUGAUGGAUGGAAACAAUCUGCCAUAUGCUCUUUGUAUGCAAGAAUGCAAAAGCAGCGUGGAAGUUGUCUGGCUUUCUCUACCACCAUCAGGCUUUUCACC